UUUCGGAUGGCAACUUCUCUUUGACAAGAUCGCGACGAACUACGGAACCAUGCGCGGCGUGUGGCAGCUGUGUGUGGCGGCGAUGGCGUUCAUGACCGCGGCUAAGCAUGCCAUCGAUUACGAUGCAUUAGAGCGACAAUGGGAAGGCGGAGACAUGGAAGACGAGCUCCUCUCGGACGACGAACUCGAGUACAAGCGGACUGGGAUGUUGGAAAAGUCCGAGAUGGUGUUUGUCACGUUGAAGGAAUCUGCGAUUGACGCCAUCGUACCCGUGGACCCGGCGAAUUCGGCCGUGUCAGAGCUGUGCGCGUCAUGGAAGCACAUGCUCAUGCAUGGAGGCUUGACGGUCAACUUUUACGAGCUGGAAGCGUACAAAGUGCUCGCAGGCAUGCAGCAUGGGUCCCGCGUGAAGGACGUCCAGGCGUUCUUGCUAGACCAGGACCAAGUCGAGGCAAUCACAUGGGACCAGACCACGUACUAUCCCAAAACCAACCCAUCAAAAAAACAGAGAAAAAACAGGGAAAAGUCGAAAAAGACAACUUCAAACGUCAACAAGACACCGACACAACCAGACGAACUAUAAACACAUUAAGAUCACGUUUUGCCACAGCGUUAGAUGGAGCUUCAUAAGAGCAUGCGACGAGGU
Messenger RNA from Aphanomyces astaci, 646 nucleotides. RefSeq lists its product as hypothetical. The transcript has 3 exons. The record is from RefSeq and is a predicted model, not a curated record. The coding region runs from base 50 to 583 and encodes 177 amino acids. Gene Ontology annotation, biological process: protein folding. NCBI's taxonomy places the organism in Eukaryota, Oomycota, Saprolegniomycetes, Saprolegniales, Verrucalvaceae.